Sungouiella intermedia is the source of this 579-nucleotide messenger RNA. Lineage: Eukaryota; Fungi; Ascomycota; Pichiomycetes; Serinales; Metschnikowiaceae. The record is from the annotation of a GenBank genome assembly.
AUGGCAGACUUCCUCAGACCAAAGAAUACCAACCCACGUGGAAUUCCAGAGGCCCCUUUCAUCGAGAAGGUCGAGGCUAUCAUUAAGAAUCCAGAUUCGGAGUUCGAUGGAGUAUUACAGGCGUUCCAGGAGAGAUUGCAGCAGUACAAGUACAUGGAGCUCUCCAAGAAACAGCAGCUAGCCGAUUUGAACACCAAGAUCCCAGACAUCGAGAAGAAUCUUGAGGUGAUUGAACAUAUGAAGUAUACCAAGGAAGAAUCAGAUAAUAAAACCAUCGAGGCCAACUACGAAUUGGACAGCACAUUGUAUACGAAGGCUGUGAUCGAUGAAGAAAACUUAGACUCGGUGUACUUGUGGUUGGGUGCCGAAGUCAUGUUGGAAUAUCCACUUGACGAAGCAGUAGAACUCUUAAAUGUGAGAUUGAAGAACAACAAGGAGCAGUUGGCCACUGUCAAAGAGGAUUUGGAGUUUUUGAGAGAGAACAUCACCACCAUGGAGGUCAACACCGCCAGAUUGUAUAACUGGGACGUGGAGAGAAGGAAAAAGUUGCGUACGAGUGAAGAGGCAUCGAGAUCUUGA